AUGGGUCGACGACCAGCCCGUUGUUACCGCUACUGUAAGAACAAGCCGUACCCAAAGUCGCGGUUCUGUCGAGGAGUGCCCGACGCGAAGAUCCGGAUCUUCGACUUGGGCCGCAAGAAGGCCAGAGUGGAUGAGUUCCCGCUCUGUGUGCAUCUCCUGUCCAACGAGUUCGAGCAGAUCUCAUCGGAGGCUCUGGAGGCCGGCAGGAUCUGCGCCAACAAGUAUUUGGUGAAGACGUGCGGCAAAGACGCGUUUCACGUACGGAUGAGAGUCCAUCCCUUCCACGUGUUGCGCAUCAAUAAGAUGUUGUCGUGCGCCGGCGCCGAUCGGCUCCAGACCGGGAUGAGGGGCGCGUUCGGCAAACCCCUGGGAACGGUGGCCCGCGUGGACAUCGGACAGCCGCUGAUAUCGGUGCGCGCGAAGGAGCAGCACAAGGACAACGUGAUUGAAGCCCUCCGCAGAGCGAAGUUCAAGUUCCCCGGCAGGCAGAAGAUCGCCGUCUCCAAGAAGUGGGGAUUCACUAAAUGGUCGCUCAAGGACUACGAGGUGAUGCGCGCCGACGGCCGCCUCCGCCCCAAUGGCACGACCUGUCAUUACUUCCCCAAUAAGGGGCCGUUCAGUGUGUGGGCUAAGAUUCAGGAGACCCUCAGAAACGAGUAA
Oppiella nova is the source of this 660-nucleotide messenger RNA. NCBI's taxonomy places the organism in Eukaryota, Metazoa, Arthropoda, Arachnida, Sarcoptiformes, Oppiidae. The record is from the annotation of a GenBank genome assembly.